Pieris napi is the source of this 3727-nucleotide messenger RNA. RefSeq names its product tubulin polyglutamylase TTLL5 (gene TTLL5). Bases 270 to 3359 code for a protein of 1029 amino acids. The transcript is spliced from 17 exons. Gene Ontology annotation, biological process: microtubule cytoskeleton organization; protein polyglutamylation. Gene Ontology annotation, molecular function: tubulin binding; tubulin-glutamic acid ligase activity. Gene Ontology annotation, cellular component: cilium. Lineage: Eukaryota; Metazoa; Arthropoda; Insecta; Lepidoptera; Pieridae. The record is from RefSeq and is a predicted model, not a curated record.
GCUUUAUUGAUUAAUUGCCGUUUAACGAGGGCUUUGAAUUUAUUUAGUGAUAAUUCAACCUGUGGAAAAAAAAAUAUGGCAGCACUGGUUGGAACUUGGAACGUCAAUUGUCAUUUUACUAUAAAAAAAUUUAAAUUAUGGAGCUAUAAAAAUUCUAUGUGAAUAUUUUUAAGUAAAACUUAUAUUAUUAAUACAAAAAGAAAUGUGAAAUUAACAGUAAAAGUUUCCUGCACAUCGUGGGCCGUUUAAUUUACGUAGCAAGCUCCACCAUGGAUCCAGAAGACGAAAUCAAGCUACAAAAAAAGGUACCCGAUGAUUUACCUAAAAUACAUACAAAAUGCAACAGCAACCGUCCACACACCAGUCCACAUGUAUCACCAGAAAUCUCAAGUCCGUCUACUUCAAAAGAAAAUCCAGACAUGAGAAACAAUGACGACGAUUCAUCUAAUGGCAAAGAUACAGAAAAAGAAGGAUCCCUAUCCGACUGGGUGUCGGGCGGUCCCGUGGGAUCCAAAGCGGCCGUACUGGUCUUCCGAUCAUGUGUCCUCGCCUCCAGAACACCCUCCAUGGAAUCCACAACAAAAACAGUCGGAAACAAUACAGGCACAACGAUACUCCUCAACAAAGCGAAGAAUAUGGCGAAAAGACUCGUAGCCGAGCCGCAUUCAUUCAGCGUCCGACCAAAAACAAUAAUGCACGAUGUGAUGGAGACAUUUGGUAAUACCACAAAGUAUACGGGUCAGGCGUAUGUGGUCAAACAUAUUAGUGAAGCGGAAAUGCCAAUAACAGAGUCUAUAGAGGAGCAAGGGCAUGAAGCAGUCGAACAUAAGAGAGAUAUAGAUGAUGUACUUAAUGAUCUCAGUAAGAUAACUCUAAAAAAACAUUUAAAUAUAGAAAAUACGACAGCUAAUAUUAAACCGCCAGAACCUCCGCCAGUAACAAAAGAUGCCAAAGAUGAAAAGAAGGGAAAGAAAAACAAAGGCAAAGGAAAAAAGAAAAAUAUACAAAGGACUGUAUCACCGAGUAUUGAUAGUGACGACUCGGAACAAAUGCUAGUCAAAGAAGUAGAUAGUAUUAAGGUAUUAGAAAGUAGUCAUAUGCCGGCCAGAAUUCUUAAGAUCACCUACAAAUUAGUUAAUACUGAGACCAAACUGCUGCACCGGUUACUCCAAGCUCAUGGUCUUCAAGAAGCCUGUCCUGACGCCAAAGAGUUUAACCUGCUUUGGGCAGGACUGCAUCCUAAACCUGAUGUGCUGAGGUCACUAUCUGCGUAUCAGAGGGUCAAUCAUUUUCCUAGGUCGUACGAACUAACACGCAAAGACAAAUUGUUCAAAAACAUAGAGAAAAUGCAAUACUUCCGAGGCCUAAAACACUUUGAUUUCAUCCCCACAACAUUCCUGAUGCCGGCCGAGUAUAAAGAACUGUGUACCACGCAUUAUAGGACCAAGGGUCCGUGGAUUGUCAAACCUGCAGCCUCUAGUAGAGGGAGAGGAAUUUAUAUAGUUAAUACGCCAGAACAAAUACCAAAAGGCGAGAACGUGGUAGUAGCAAAGUACGUGGACAAACCGCUUCUGAUUGGUGGACACAAAUGUGACCUACGUCUGUAUGUGUGCGUAACGUCCAUAGACCCAUUGUUAAUAUAUCUGUAUGAAGAGGGCUUGGUGCGAUUCGCUACUGUGAAAUACGAUAAGACGAAUAAGAAUCUGUGGAAUCCAUGCAUGCAUUUGUGCAAUUAUAGUAUCAAUAAAUAUCAUACGGAUUAUAUCAAAUGUGACGAUCCAAAUGCAGGUAACAUUGGCCACAAAUGGACGCUUUCUGCCCUUUUGCGCCAUUUACGUAAGCAAGGACGUAACACAGCUGCGUUAAUGGCCGCUAUAGAAGAUCUGGUCGUCAAAUCCAUUCUGUCUUCAGCCCAGACCAUUACUGCCGCCGCUAGAGUUUUUGUGCCUAAUCUUUUUAAUUGUUUUGAACUAUUUGGCUACGAUAUUUUAAUAGAUGACAUGCUUAAACCAUGGCUGUUAGAAAUUAAUUUAUCACCGAGCUUGGCCUGCGAAAGUCCCUUGGAUGCCAGAGUGAAAUCUGCCCUAUUGGCAGAUACACUGACUCUAGUAGGAUUACCAGCAGUGCCUAUGAGCAGGCAUGAGCAAUCGCCGCAGAACAACUCCCUCAAGAUGAGGAUCGGAGCGUGCCGCCGUGUCCACUCAGCAGAAAACGUGUUCGUACGUGGAAAACCUCAAACCCAGGCGGAGAAAGGAAUUGCUAACCUCUUAACGGGCGAAGAAUUGCGCAUAGUACGAGCUGUUCGAGCCCAAUACGCCCGGCGUGGGGGAUUCGUCAGAAUAUUCCCUAGUCAGAACUCUUGGCAGAAGUAUUCGCAGUAUUUGGAUCCUGUAACCGGUAUCCCGAUUUGUUCUACGUCCCUAAAUAAUAACAUCCCCUAUACAGUGGUUCACAAUUACAACUUGUUGGUACAUUCCCACGUGUUACCGCAUUUCCAGCACGCGCAAGCUGCGACUAGCCUUACGGACACACCGCAGAGAUUAAAACGUUACGAGGCUGUAUGCAUCGCGGGUGCGGCGCCGGCAGUUCAAAUAAACUCCCCUGGUGAGGCAACCGCGCCUCCAAGGGACGCCAAAAGAGCCAAAGAACUCAUCAAGACCCAACUCACUGACGGGAUGAAGUUGACUAUGGGCGAAGGCCGCCGCGCUUUCGGCCUAUACCUGACCCACGUGCUCAAGCGCAUAUCGUCUCCGAGCAACGAAAUGGCGGUGCAACACGCAGCCCUGGUGCUCCGAUUCCUCAGAAGAGCUUCGGCCUCUCUGCGAAUGCCUUAUAAUGUAAAGGGUCCCCCUGCGAAGAUGUGCGACAAGGACAGAUGUGCGAUCAUCGCGAAGCAGCUCAACGAUUUCCUGUACAUGUACUAUCGGGAGACGGAUUUAUAUACAGACAGCAACGACAGAGAUGGAUGCGUGUCGAAUAUACACUUCGCACACUUCUUGUAUGCCGCUAGUGAGGCCGAUUUAGAGGACGUAUUACUUUUGGUCCUUCGAUCGGAUAAUUGGGUGGCGACGUUCUUGGGUGAUACUAGAAGUGCAUUGUGCGUUGACGCGCCACCCGCGAGAUUGGCGCAUACAAGCAAACAUACAUUGUUGAAGCAUUUGGCUGCGGUCGCGCCUAUCAAUUGUAGAAAAUACAGACCUACCAUGGACUCGAUGAGUCGUUCGGAGUCGUCCAGCGUCGCUCAAGAGUCGGACUCGUCCCCCCCUCCGCCCCCAUACACCACUUCGGACAUCGUACUUAAAGAGUCGCUCAAGGAAGAGAAGCCGCUCAAAGUGGCACUUAAGUACGCGAGAUCAUAGCAAUAUUAUUUAAUACAAUAUUUAAUAAGACCGAAGUUUCAGUAGAUUUUUUUUUAUUUAAAUUGAACGAAAUAAAAUGUUUAACUAGUUACCAAAUACCAAAAAGUACUUACUAAUACAUCGAAAUAGAUACUGCACUAAUGUUACCAUAGAUUAAAAAUACGGAAUAGAUAAAUGAGGGUAUUCCAAUUUAUUAUAUUUUCGUUUUAAAUUAACUCCAAUAAUUUCACAUCGUUUACUUGCGUCACGCUUGCGGUGCCUACAAAUUUAUCUAUUCCUAGAACAUAUUUGUAGUUAGUUCAAUGUGAGGGUACACCGAUUACAACUAGGUUUAGGUAAUAAUAAAAUAUAUUUUUCCAUUAAUGCGC